AGGAAAAGAUUACUGCAAAAUUCGUUUUCAAGUCGCACUUUUUCCUCUUAACUUUCUGGAUCUUGAAGUAAUGGAAGCAGGUGGGAAGGCGAAGAAGGGAGCCGGAGGAAGGAAAGCAGGCGGUCCAAAGGCAAAAGCGGUUUCUCGCUCAGUCAAAGCCGGAUUACAGUUUCCGGUCGGUCGAAUCGGCCGUUACUUGAAGAAAGGCCGUUAUGCUCAGCGUGUGGGAGGCGGUGCUCCGGUUUACCUUGCUGCUGUUCUUGAGUACCUCGCUGCUGAGGUUCUGGAGUUGGCCGGCAAUGCUGCAAGAGACAACAAGAAGAAGACAAUCAUCCCAAGGCAUGUUCUUUUGGCUGUGAGGAACGAUGAGGAGCUUGGGAAGCUUUUGGCUGGUGUGACUAUUGCUCAUGGUGGAGUUUUACCGAACAUUAACCCAGUUCUUCUACCGAAGAGAACCGAGAAGGCAUCAACCGAGCCUAAGUCAACAUCGAAGGCUGCAAAGUCUCCAGCAAAAUCACCUAAGAAGGCUUAGUAUAGUGUUCGCUUUGCAUUUUCUGGUGCUUAUGUAGCCCCUUCGUGCUCUAGCUGUAGAUAAAUGUUGACCUUGAUAGGAAGUUAAGGCCAUUUCUGCAUCCAAUGUAUGCGAUAUGUGACCUCAAAUUUCCUUGAACCUGGACCGCUUGUAUGGCAUUAGAUGAAUAGCUUUUGGUUCAUUUCGUUUUGUUA
Molecule: messenger RNA, 726 nt
Organism: Hibiscus syriacus
Lineage: Eukaryota; Viridiplantae; Streptophyta; Magnoliopsida; Malvales; Malvaceae
Product: probable histone H2A.1
Exons: 2
Coding region: 71-532 (153 amino acids)
Cellular component (GO): nucleosome
Molecular function (GO): protein heterodimerization activity; DNA binding; structural constituent of chromatin
Source: RefSeq, a predicted model, not a curated record